Molecule: messenger RNA, 4470 nt
Organism: Stegastes partitus (bicolor damselfish)
Lineage: Eukaryota; Metazoa; Chordata; Actinopteri; Pomacentridae
Source: RefSeq, a predicted model, not a curated record
AUGACUCCCGGUCACGUUCCUGCAACAUCCCCGCCUCGGCACAACCUUUCCUCUAAGGCAACAUUCGAGGACGCCGAUGUUCACACGCCGGCAGCUGCACAGACCUGCGAGAUGACAAGUCGGGUGUCUCUGGUCCGAAUCACCGCCCUGAGGCUGGAGGGGCUGCAGUUGGACGACCAGGGCCCGUACGAGUGUCGAAUCCUCUUGCUGGACAAACCCACGGACGAGCUGCGAAACGGCACCUGGACUCUGCUUUCUGUAACCGCUCCGCCCAUCUUCACCGAAGCCCCGCCCCCUGUGCUGGAGGCUCUGGUCGGCAGCCAUCUUUCUCUUGCCUGUGUUGCUAAGGGCAACCCAACUCCAACCAUCACCUGGCUGAAGGAUGGCAGUGCCAUUCAAAGAGUAAAUUAUCAGGUAUGUGAAGGAGUCUUAUCUCUGCCAGCAGUGAGCAUGCAGUCAGCAGGACAGUACACCUGCCACGCCUCCAAUUCUGAGGGAAACGUGACUCGCGUGACAAAAGUGAAGAUCAAAGGUCCGCCUGUCAUUGUUGUGCCUCCGAAAAGCACCUCUCUCAACAUGUCCCAGAAUGCACUGCUGCGGUGCCAGGCGGUGGCCGACCCCCCCAACAUGACCUACGUGUGGCAGAAAGGUGGCGAAAACGUCCAUCACGUCGAGUCUCUGAAGUCGCGAGUGAAGAUCAUGGUGGAUGGAACCCUGCUCAUCUCCAGGGUCGUCCCGGAGGAUUCUGGGAACUACACCUGCGUGCCGACCAACGGCCUGCUGACUCCGCCGACCGCCUCCGCCAACCUCACCGUGAUGCACCCGGCCAAGGCCCUUCAGAUGCCCCAGGAAACGUACCUCCCCACAGGUAUGGACGGUGUGAUCUCCUGUCCAGCGGCAGCUCAGCCUCCGCUGCUCCGCGUGGAUUGGACCAAAGAUGGGGAACCUCUCGACCUCUCCUUGUAUCCAGGAUGGACCUUGAAACCGGACGGCUCUUUGUCCAUGGCCACGGUCAACGACGAUGCAGCCGGUGUUUAUACGUGCACUCCCUACAACGGCUACGGCAGCUUGGGCUCAUCCGCACCCACCAGCGUCAUCCUACAGGACCCGCCGUCAUUCAGCGUCACUCCAGAGAGGCAGUACAGAGAGGAGGCCGGUAGAACCCUGCUCGUCCCCUGUCAAGGAAAUGUGGACCCGACAAUUAAAGUGACCUGGAGCAAGGUGGACGUGGUCCGCCGCAUCGCUUACUCCAUCGAGCCCAACGGCUCCCUGCUGCUGCAGCCUCUCCUGAAGGACCACCAGGGGGCGUGGGAGUGCAGCGCCUCCAACCGCGUAGCCUCGGUGAAGGCCAGCACACAAGUUUUUGUCAUGGGAACCAGUCCCCAUGCGGCUACCUCUCUGUCCGUCUCUCCAGGGGUGAGGCAGGCCAACAUAUCCUGGGAGGCAGGCUUUGAUGGAGGAUCAGCACAGACAUUUUCAGUUUGGGUGAAGAAGAUUUCAGCGAGUGAUAAUGAUGGGAAGCAGGACUGGUUCUCUGUGCCGGUGCCCCCCUCCUCUGGUACCAGCCUGCAGGUGACAGGCCUGUCUCCUGCCACCGGAUACCAGUUCAGCGUCCUUUCCCAGAAUAAAAUGGGAACAGGUCCCUUCAGUGACAUCGCCACUGCGAGAACUUUGGAUCCACCGGCGAGGAGAAGCAGACUGAAGCCCCCCACGUCGCUGUCGGCUCAUCAGGACUCAGCAGGUGUUGUUCUGCGCUGGUCCCUUCCUGAACCUCCCCUCACCGGCUUUGUGCUCCAAUCGCGCACCGAGCAAGGGGAGUGGUUCAACUUGGACGAGGACGUCGGCGCCAACAGCAGCGAGAUGGUGGUUCCGGGUCUGCACAAGGACUGUGUGUACGAGCUGCGGCUGCUAUCUCGUCGCGGGGAGUUGCUGAGCGAGCCCAGUCCAUCAGUCAACGUCUCCACCAUGGGGAUGGAGGUCUACCCCGCCACGUCCCGGCUCCUGGACUUCGUCCCCGACCCGCUGCUGGUCGGCGUGCUGGGCGGCGCCGGCUUCAUGUGCCUGGCGCUGCUGGUGCUGCUGGGGUCCGCCUGCCUCAUCAGCCACAAGAGGGACCAGCGACGCAAAAAGAAGAAGGAUGAGCCCCCUACUGCCAUCUAUAAGUGCUCCUCAUCAAUAAAGACUUCAGGCACCAGCAGUCCAGACAGUGUGUUGAAGAAAUCCUUACUUCCAGCCAGCUCCCACUAUCCCACAUCCUCCUCUACCACCACCACCACCACCACCUCCUCCUCUUUGCAGACAGACUGUUCCUCCUUUAGCGCCGAGAAUCAUCAUCAUCAUCAUCAUCGGCGGAAGCAACUCGCGUCCAACUACAGCCGAGGCCGCUUUGCUAAGACGCCUCUAAAUUCUCCUUCUAUCGAGCUGAUCUCUAGAGCUCCAGAUGGGAGGUUCAUACUCCCACCUUACGACACGAUGAGUGUUAACAGCAAGAAAAGUGUAAGGUAUGACCAUCCUGCUCGAGCUCGAUCUGUGUCACUGUACUCAGAGAGGGAGGAUAGAAAAGAGAUGCCAUUUGUGCUUUCCGUUGAUCUGCCACCUUGCACACCAGAGACUAAUUCCAUGAUUCAAACAUGCGGCCAUCGCGGCUCGUACAUGUUGGAUCAGAAGUCCAACUACGACGUCUUUCCUGAUCUCAACAGCAUGUGCUCAGACAGCAGUUUAGCCACCCCUAUUCAUCCAAUAACUCCCACGUUCCCAGUGCUCCCGCAUAUCCGAUCCAGCCUCGGUCAGCCGACGACGACCGCCAGCUCUCUGGUGCUGCAAAUGGAGCACGAGCGCGAGAGGGGCAACCUCAGUCGGUGCCUGAAACUGGCUCAGGAGAGGGAGGAACUGGAGAGGGAGCUCCGGAGGUUCACGCUAGAGAGAACCUCCGUGAGGGAAAUGAAGACUGAGCAGCCAGAUUUGAGGAGGAGGGAGGAUGACACCUGGGAGUACAAGAGCAGCACUUUGCCACACCGAUACCACCAAAGCGGCAGAAGUUGUCUGUCGCCGAGUCCUUUCUCGUCCUCUUCUGUCCACUGGGAGGUCCAUCCUCUUGAAUUCCCUCCCACUCUCAUGCCAUCCAGAACCAGCCUCGGCGCAUCGUCACCUGCGACUCCCACUUAUUUUCAGUCCGGCAGCCAUCAUCCCUCUCCAUUCUUCGCCAAACAGACCUCGCUACGAUCGGAGGAGGCAGGAGGCAGUUUUUCGAAAGACAGAUUAACUCCCCCGCAUCCCUCCUCAAAGCACCAGAGACAUGAAAGAGAAGAGGCAGCACCAGAGGGCCAUGAUAAUUCACCACAAUCCACAGUCUUAGAAAUGCAAACGAGUGAUUCAUGCUCUGAGGCACAGAGACAGAGCAAUCUUAGUCAUGGCAGCCUUUCAACGUUGUCUUUCCAUAGCAAUAAAUAUAGUGGAAGAUCUAAUUCGGCUCUUGAUGCCGUGCCAGACUCUUCAAAAGUGGAGGUACCGUUCCCCGAGCCCACUGACGAAGGCUUGUGUGUGGAGAUGAGUGUGGAUGAGCCAGAGUUUGAGGUGUGUGUAAUGCGGCCUACGAAGCCGAUGCUGCACCACAGGAUCGCCUCUCAUGUGCGUCACGGGCGUCCGCUGACCCGACAAGGGCGGCACGAAAACGUUAGGAGGAGCACGAGUUUUAACAGUCCUGCCUCGGUGGACAACAUCAUCAGGGCCACAGAUUCCUCGCAAGCCUCAAGACCCGAACUCUGGAGAGCCGUGAGCCAAGGCUCGAAAGUCUGGGACCCGAAGCAGCGAAGUCAGAGUCUAGACUUGAGAACACGGAGACAGACACGGAGCGAUUUCUUGACUCCGGAUGCGUGGAUCGACUCUCUGAGCCAAGAGAAUUGCUCUGUUGCACCACCUCGUCAUGCAGACUCUCUGUUCUGGAAACCUCGCAGCUCUCCGUCCAGGAAGGUGUCCAAAUCUCCCGCAAAUUCUCCUCCUGCUACCCAAGCUGCCUCCCAUUCACCUCCUGCUCAGGAGUCUUUAUCUCCAAGAAGCAGUCCAGAGAGGCCCGAACCAAAUCAGGACGUGCCUUGCCGCUACGAGCCAAGAAGGGAGGCGUCCCUCUUGCCCGACGCUGCCAAAUGGCCGGUCGCCUACCACGAGGCCACGGAAGAGGCAGGAGGUUACAGGCGGGCCGCGAGGGAAGCUUCCAUAUGCUUGGCGCCCGACAACAACGAUCAAGAGGUGCUGGACGUGGAGGCGGGAAGCUACGAGGAAGUGCCAGAGUCGGGGGGGAGCUACAGCAGCUACGCCAGCAGCGGCCGAGGCAGCAUGGAGGCCACCAACGGGCGACUGUCGCUGUGUCACCUUUCCCCAACCCUCGCCAGCUCACCUGAGACCAUAGAGGACAUCCAGGGGAGCUCAGAGGACAAGCACAGCCUGCAGGUGGAUCCGAGCCAAAGGUAUUAA